CGGGCGACGGGAGUGAGAGCCCCGGCGCGAGCCGGCACAGUCGCUCUCCGCCGCGCCCGCCGCCCGCGCCCCGCGGCUCCCCCUGCCGGAGCGCAGCGCACAGCCACAAUCGAGGCGGAGAGACGCCGGGGAAGGUCCCGACUAACUCAGGCCGGUUUCCACGGAGGCAGCGCGUCCCCGGAUCCCCCUUCACCCCGGGCUUGAGGGGACCCGGCUGCGAAAUGGCAGGGCGCCGGCGAGCCUGAGGACUAGAAGAAUAAAGAGAAGUUUAAUUUAUGAGAACUGUAAGAAAGCUUACAACAGUUUGGAAUGGAUUGAUUUAUGAUACCUCUGAUAUGUGAGAGCUACAUUUCGUGUCGCUGUUGGCCAGCUGCUGCUGGUGGACUUAAGCUGACUUCAUUGCAGCAAGCCCAACAGAUACGUCUUCAUUGCUAAUAGAACAUAAACAAGUGUGAUGCUGAAAUGAGAUGAGGCUCCGAAAUGGAACUGUGGCCACCGUGUUAGUUUUCAUCACUACUUUCCUCAGUUUGUCCUGGUAUACUGCAUGGCAAAAUGGGAAAGAAAAGUUGAUUGCAUAUCAACGGGAAUUUCAUGCUUUGAAGGAACGUCUUCGUAUAGCUGAGCAUCGCACUCUGCAACGCUCUUCUGAGCUGAAUGCUAUCUUGGAGCAGUUCAGGCGUGCAGUAGCAGAAACAAAUGGGAGUAAGAAUGCAAUGAAUAAUUUUUCAGAUGAGACGCUGAAAUUGUUAAAAGAGCUAACGAGUAGAAAAUCUCUUCAAGUGCCAAAUAUCUAUUACCAUUUGCCUCAUUUGUUGAAAAAUGAAGGAAGCCUUCAACCUUCUGUGCAGGUUGGCCUUGGAAGGACAGGAGUUUCCAUUGUAAUGGGAAUACCUACAGUGAAAAGAAAAGUCAAGUCUUACCUUACAGAAACUCUCCACUCCCUUAUUGAUAAGCUGUCUCCUGAAGAAAAACUGGAUUGUGUUAUGGUUGUCUUUAUAGGAGAGACUGAUCUUGAUUAUGUUAACAGUGUUGUUGCAAGCCUGGAAAAAGAGUUUUCUACAGAGAUCAGUUCUGGCUUGGUGGAAGUAAUAGCCCCUCCUGCAACUUACUAUCCUGAUUUGACAAACUUGAAAGAGACAUUUGGAGACUCAAAAGAGAGAGUGAGAUGGAGAACAAAACAAAACUUGGAUUAUUGUUUUCUUAUGAUGUAUGCCCAGAAAAAGGGAGUUUAUUACAUUCAGCUUGAAGAUGACAUCGUUGUCAAGCAGAAUUAUUUCAGCACAAUAAAAAAUUUUGCACUUCAGCUCGCUUCUGAAGAUUGGAUGAUUCUAGAAUUUUCUCAGCUGGGUUUCAUUGGUAAAAUGUUCCAGUCUCCAGAUAUCACUCUUAUUGUAGAGUUCAUAUUUAUGUUUUAUAAGGAGAAACCUAUUGAUUGGCUCCUGGACCAUAUCCUCUGGGUGAAAGUGUGUAACCCUGAGAAAGAUGCUAAACAUUGUGAUCGACAGAAGUCUAACCUACGGAUACGCUUCAGGCCUUCUCUUUUCCAGCAUGUUGGCCUCCACUCCUCUCUAGCAGGGAAGAUCCAGAAACUCACAGAUAAAGACUUCCUGAAACCGCUACUGCAUAAAAUCCACGUGAAUCCACCUGCAGAGGUUUCGACAUCUUUAAAAGUCUACCAAGGGCAUACGCUAGAAAAAACCUACGUAGGGGAAGAUUUUUUCUGGGCUGUCACACCAGUUGCGGGGGAUUAUAUUCUAUUUAAAUUUGACAAGCCAGUCAAUGUAGAAAGGUACUUGUUUCACAGUGGCAAUCCAGAGCAUCCAGGAGACAUACUUCUAAACACAACUGUGGAAGUUUUGCCUUUUCAGAAUGAAGAACUGGUAUUAAGCAAAGAAACCAAAGACAAGCGCUUAGAGGAUGGUUACUUCAGGAUAGGGAAAUUUGAAAAUGGUGUAGCUGAAGGAACAGUUGACCCCAGCCUAAACCCUAUUUCAGCAUUCCGGCUUUCAGUGAUACAAAAUUCAGCAGUUUGGGCAAUUCUAAAUGAGAUUCAUAUUAAAAAGCUUACAAACUGAUCAUGGAAAUCUGCUUUAGAGGAAAGAGAAAGAUUCCUUGAAAACUUUUCCUAUAAAAUCUGACAUCCUUAGCAAGUCACAAAUUGAAAAUACUGAGCAUGCACCUUAUUCCAAAUUUCUUUCAUUUUCACUUGAACUCUACCUCUUGUGAAAUCUACUGUAGAUGAGAAGAUUGUAUUUACCCCUUCUUAUCUGAUCCAUCCAGAAACCGAUGCACCACACUGAUAACAUCCAUCUGAGGUCUAAGUUGUCCUCCACUUUAAUGUGACUUUUACCAUCUUAUGGUUACAGAACCCUGCUACGCUUAACUUGUACUAUUUUGAUAGUAUAGUAAUAUAGAGAAGUUGUACAUAUUGUUACAUUCCUUGAAGAAGAAAAAAAAUAUAAUUAUUGUUAAAUAUGUUUUAUGAAGGGGGUACUUUCGGAGUUCCAUUUAUUUUCUAUAACAAGAACCCUCUUUUAUAGACUGUCAGGGAUAUAUAUUAAAAAUGUUAGGGAUAUUUAAUUUAUUAAAAUAAUUUGAAAAGUACAUAUUUUUAUGCAGUAAAAUUUUAAAUUGAUAUAGUUUUUUUUAUGAAUUCUCUAGUUUAAGUUAUCUUUCUACAUUUUUUUUUGGAGAUGCAAACAUAAAUUAAUACCAUAUUUCAAAUAUACUGCCAUGUUUAAAAAAACUGGAUUAAGUUUCUAAAUUAUGUCUUUUUGUACACAGAAUCUGAAUGAUGUUCAGAGGCAUUAACAGAGUUCUGAAGAGCAUUAUUCUUUGGGGCUAUGAAAUUCCACUAUGUACAGUUUGUAGCCACAUAAAAAGCAUGCUGAAAUGUCUUGUUUCAUAUUAUGUACUAAAUCUGCAGUGAUUUUAGAUUGAAUCCAUUGCAUUUUAGAAGAAUUUUUUCAAUUCCAAACAGUUCUUUCUAAAAAUCUUUGUAGACAUUUCCUAGCCUGGACAAAUUCAUUUUCUGUACUGAAAAAAAAAAAAUCACUUUCUUGCUUUGCUUUGGAGUGACAGAGGUUACCUUUUAUCAAAAGAAUUAAUAGUAAUUAUGUACAUUUGAUCUGCAGAGGUCUCCUUUUAAAAAGUUCUGUUAUUGCAGCGUUUAUUUUAGAUACAUUACAGUGAGUAGUUCUGGUUUAUUUUUUAUUUUCUUCCAUUGUUCAAGAACAAGGUUUCAGUUUGACUCCUUUAUUGAUUGGUGUAGUAACUCGCACUAACUUUUAGUAGGAACGGAAUUUGGCUUCAAGUGAGUACCCUGCCUUUUCGUUUCAAGGGAAACAACAGUGAUCUUAAAUCAAUCGGAAACUUGGUCAGGAACAGGAAGUGGUUUGGAUUAAAUCCAGAGUGGAAUUGUUGCCGUACUAAUGCUGCCGCUGCUCUUAAGAGUCCUUCUGCUUAGGUGCUUAUGUGUAACAUAAGGACACAGGCAUGGGAAGAUUUAAGUUACCCAGUCAGAAAUGGUCAGGAAGAGGAGAGGCAGAAAUUCCUCUCUUUAAUAGGAACGAAGUGCCUGAUUGACACUGGAGGGAGGCAUCUACCCUGGUUUGGGGAUUCUCAGCUGUGCUGUGAACCAGCCUCCUGGAACUGACAAGUCAGCCCAGUUUUCCCUGUGAAAA
Molecule: messenger RNA, 3683 nt
Organism: Grus americana (Whooping crane)
Lineage: Eukaryota; Metazoa; Chordata; Aves; Gruiformes; Gruidae
Gene: MGAT4A
Product: alpha-1,3-mannosyl-glycoprotein 4-beta-N-acetylglucosaminyltransferase A
Exons: 17
Coding region: 468-2075 (535 amino acids)
Biological process (GO): protein N-linked glycosylation
Cellular component (GO): endoplasmic reticulum-Golgi intermediate compartment; endoplasmic reticulum; Golgi stack
Molecular function (GO): acetylglucosaminyltransferase activity
Source: RefSeq, a predicted model, not a curated record